AUGGACGCUAACCGCCCGGGCGCGUUCGUGCUGAGCAGCGCCCCGCUGGCCGCGCUGCACAACAUGGCCGAGAUGAAGACGUCGCUAUUCCCAUAUGCGUUGCAGGGCCCGGCCGGCUUCAAGGCGCCCGCGCUGGGCGGCCUGGGCGCGCAGCUGCCCCUUGGCACCCCGCACGGCAUCAGCGACAUCCUGGGGCGGCCGGUGGGCGCGGCGGGCGGCGGCCUCCUGGGCGGCUUGCCCCGGCUCAACGGGCUGGCCUCGUCAGCUGGCGUCUACUUCGGGCCCGCGGCCGCCGUGGCGCGCGGCUAUCCCAAGCCCCUGGCCGAGCUUCCCGGGCGCCCGCCCAUCUUUUGGCCCGGAGUGGUGCAGGGCUCGCCCUGGAGGGAUCCCCGCCUGACCGGCCCUGCCCAGGCCGGCGGGGUCCUGGACAAGGACGGCAAGAAGAAGCACUCGCGGCCGACCUUCUCGGGCCAGCAGAUCUUCGCGCUGGAGAAGACUUUCGAGCAGACGAAGUACCUGGCGGGGCCCGAGCGCGCGCGCCUCGCCUACUCCCUGGGCAUGACUGAGAGCCAGGUCAAGGUGUGGUUCCAGAACCGCCGGACCAAGUGGCGCAAGCGGCACGCGGCGGAGAUGGCGUCGGCCAAGAAGAAGCAGGACUCGGACGCCGAGAAGCUGAAGGUGGGCGGCUCGGACGCGGAGGACGAUGACGACGAGUACAACCGGCCCCUGGACCCCAACUCGGACGACGAGAAGAUCACGCGGCUGCUCAAGAAGCACAAAGCCCCGAACUUGGCGCUGGUCAGCCCGUGCGGCGGCGGCGCGGGGGACGCCUCGUGA
Molecule: messenger RNA, 837 nt
Organism: Dama dama (fallow deer)
Lineage: Eukaryota; Metazoa; Chordata; Mammalia; Artiodactyla; Cervidae
Gene: NKX6-2
Product: NK6 homeobox 2
Exons: 3
Coding region: 1-837 (278 amino acids)
Biological process (GO): regulation of transcription by RNA polymerase II; cell differentiation
Cellular component (GO): nucleus
Molecular function (GO): RNA polymerase II cis-regulatory region sequence-specific DNA binding; DNA-binding transcription factor activity, RNA polymerase II-specific
Source: RefSeq, a predicted model, not a curated record